This is a messenger RNA of Mirounga angustirostris (Northern elephant seal), 2149 nucleotides long. RefSeq names its product outer mitochondrial membrane lipid metabolism regulator OPA3 (gene OPA3). Gene Ontology annotation, biological process: regulation of lipid metabolic process. The coding region runs from base 269 to 646 and encodes 125 amino acids. Gene Ontology annotation, cellular component: mitochondrion. Lineage: Eukaryota; Metazoa; Chordata; Mammalia; Carnivora; Phocidae. The transcript has a single exon. The record is from RefSeq and is a predicted model, not a curated record.
CAUUUCUCAUCCCUGGCUGCUCGCCAGAAUCUUCUGGACGCUUUCAAAAGAUGCCCUCCGGGCCACCCCAGGCCAGAUAACCCGCUCGGCCCCUGCGCCGGUCCUCUUUAAGGCGCCCACUGCCUAACGCCGGCGAUUCUGGCUGUCCGUGUCCCCAUUGCUCCGGCCGGGACACCGAGGCGUCGAGGGGGGGGGGGGGGGGACUGCAGCGGCUCCCGCGCAAAAGAUCCCUUCCCCCUCUUCCCCCGCAGUGUACCACUGGGCGGAGAUGCGGGCCAAGAUGCGCAUCAUGGGCUUCAAUGCGCACGCCGUCAAGCCGCUGAACGAGGACGCGGCCGCCGAGCUGGGCGCCGAGCUGCUGGGCGAGGCCACCAUCUUCGUCGUGGGCGGCGGCUGCCUGGUGCUGGAGUACUGGCGCCACCAGGCGCUGCGCGGGCGCAAGGAGAGGGAGCGGCACGCCGCCUGGAGCGCGAUGCGGGACGAGGUGGGCCGCCUGGCGCUGGCGCUGGAGGCGCUGCAGGAUCGCGUGCAGGCGGCGCCGCUGCAGAGCGCGGUGGUGGAGCUGCAGGCGCAGAUGCGGGAGGUGCGCGCCCAGCUCGGCGCCCGGGGCCCGCCGUCCGCGCCCCAAGCAACGCCCAAGGAAUAGGGGGCCGGGGGACCUGGGUCUUCGAUGUGGCUGUGGUCUGGGCUGUGACGUCUCCGACAUGACCUUCUGUCCCCACUGUCCCUUCCUGAACCGGCCCAGCUAAUAACCACCCUGCCCUUUUAGGGGUAGAAGGGAGGCGGGACUGGGGCUGAGACAACCGGGCUUUUGGUCAUGUCCCUACUAACCUGCCCAAUGGUACCUUCCGCAGCGGCUCCUCCACCCAUUAGUGGAAUGUUCCAACAGGAGUCCCAUUGCCCACCCCGCCUCCAACUCACCCCCACCCCUAGUCCACUGAUUUAGCCCUUUGUAAUGGGAAGACAUUGUCUUCCAUUGGAUCCCACCCACCCACUACUAGGUGGGCCAGCAGGACACACGGAUCUAGCUAACUCAUUCUGUCACUCACACGUCCACUUAUCUGAGUGGCUCUCCUGCCCCAUCCAUUAUCCAUUACACCAGAACACCCUUUCCCCCUUCUUCAUCGGUAAAGACCAUUGUAACCAAAAUGCAAACUCCCGGGGGACUGUGGGCCCCAUCAUUUUCCCUACCUCACUUUGGAGGGGGCAGAGAGGGAUGGAUCUUGGAAUGUCUUAGCUCCAGCGAGAUCCCCCAUGGCUCCUGCCUUCAGUCCAUCAUCCAUUGGUACCUCAGUUGGUCAUCCCUUCCCGUGGAUCAUCCCAACAGAUACCCCCACUUCAGUGUGUGCCUUAACCCAUGGAAAGGUUGGGCAGGGUCUCCUCGCCUUCUGUGGUCUGUUCCAGCAGGACUUGGUCCUCUGGGUAGAAAAAUCGGUCCUGCCUAGGGAUGAACCAUUCUGUGUUUUGCUCUCAGCUUUGUUUACCUGUCUGAAGUUCUGGACCUACUGUUGUCCUUGUCCACUGUCCUCUACUAGCCCCUCAUAGGAACCCCCACCUGUUCCCCUACUACGUGAGGGCACUUGUCACAUCCCUCAUCCAAACCCGCUCUUGAGUACUCAGGGAUUCCUUCUUCCUUCUUGCCUUUGGACUGGUCACCCAGCUCACCCUCACCCUCCUUCCUACAAAGGCUUCCUCCAGUGGGACCACCUGCCCUCAGCCAUGAAGUUCCCCCACCCCCAUCCAAAUGGAAUAUUCCAACCAUGCAGGGUUAUCUACCCCACCUACCCCCUGCCCACCCACUGAACCACUGAAGGGGGUGUGUAUGAGCUCUGUGAUUUCUUAAUUCUAUUUUUUUAAGACUGUAAGUAUUUUAUAAUUAAAGGAGCUCUGGGGUAAAGAAGUCAUCUUUAAGAAUGUGUCUGAGAACCAUGGUGUACAUCUGCAAAAUGGGUAUAAGGCUCAUUGGUUUUAGCAGAGAAGCUGGGAGGAUUCCCAUAGGAACCAGGCAGAGUCCAUCCUAUAAGGUGUUUCCCAGAUGGGGAAACUGAGGUCCCCGGGGUAGCAAAGGGACUUGCCCAAUGCCACACAGUGAGGGACUGUCCUUAGGUUUCUCAGGGUGGUAGAUUGGUUGCCGGAGCGUGGGAACUGG